Oncorhynchus kisutch (coho salmon) is the source of this 6555-nucleotide messenger RNA. Its product is annotated as cingulin-like protein 1. Gene Ontology annotation, cellular component: bicellular tight junction; myosin complex. The record is from RefSeq and is a predicted model, not a curated record. The transcript has 19 exons. Bases 841 to 3021 code for a protein of 726 amino acids. NCBI's taxonomy places the organism in Eukaryota, Metazoa, Chordata, Actinopteri, Salmoniformes, Salmonidae. Gene Ontology annotation, biological process: protein localization to cell-cell junction.
UUACCGUUCAGCACCACGAGGAUUCCGUUUACUUCUGAUCUUGGGCGCGCGCUCUCACGGUAAACGAAAAAGCCAAUAGGGGCUCAGAGAGAGACCAGAGAUAUCAACCCCCCCCCUUCACUGGUACAGCUGACUGAACUACUGGGGGACAAAGUGAACACACUCUGAAAGACUGUCUCACUAGACGAACAGCCUGAAAGAGGUUCAACAACAUCUGGAGCACCUGAGCUGAGUGACUUGGCAGGCCAGAGGAACAAGGUUGAGACGCUCCUGAACUGAGCUGAGUGACUUGGCAGGCCAGAGGAACGAGGUUGAGACACUCCUGAACUAAGUGACUUGGCAGGCCAGAGAAACGAGGUUGAGACGCUCCUGAACUGAGCUGAGCGACUUGGCAGGUCAGAGGAACGAGGUUGAGACACUCCUGAACUGAGUGACUUGGCAGGCCAGAGAAACGAGGUUGAGACGCUCCUGAACUGAACUGAGUGACUUGGCAGGCCAGAGGAACAAGGUUGAGACGCUCCUGAACUGAGUGACUUGGCAGGCCAGAGGAACGAGGUUGAGGCACUCCUGAACUGAGCUGAGUGACUUGGCAGGCCAGAGGAACGAGGUUGAGACGCUCCUGAACUGAGUGACUUGGCAGGCCAGAGGAACAAGGUUGAGACGCUCCUGAACUGAGUGACUUGGCAGGCCAGAGGAACGAGGUUGAGACAACAGAGAGGCCCAAAACGUACCUGGUUACUGCUUGCCUGGUGGGAGCUGCAGAUUGCAGGUCCUGACCUCUCUACAGGACAUACUGAGAGGAGACUACAAGACUUCUCCUACAGGGUCACCCACCACAACAUGCAAGGGAAAAGUGAACAGGAACACCAAGACAAUAAUAUGGAAUCAGACUUUGAUCCCAACAAGCAGCCUGAAAGUCCCCCUUCUGAGAACGAGCCCUCCAAUCCUGUCAAAGUCCGCCAGAACCCCAAAUAUCAGCUGUUCCUGGAUGGAGACAUGAUUGGGAACGGAUCCAGGGAUACAAAUGGAACGUCUGGGAGAGAGAACGGGAACGGGAGAGAACCCAGGAACAAUUCCCGUUUGGACAGCGCUAGCUCCAGAUUCGGGCCAAACUACCGCGGGUCCCUGGAAUCGCUUGCCCCUCGGGACUGGGACACCAUGUCAGACAGGGUGGGAGGUUUUGAGAGUCCUCCCAGGGUGUUCAACAGUCCCUACGCUACAGUGGCUUCCACGGACUACAACCCUGGAAUGAACCGGAUGUCAGAGCAAAAGAUGCAGGAGGUGAUGUCUCCAGCCACGUCAGAGCUGAACCUGUUCAACAGCUACAACAGCAGAAGUAGCAGCCCUGUGCUCUCCUUCACCUCGGCUGCGACCUCCUCACGUGCGCGCUUCUCAACCUUCGACUCUCUCAGGAGGCGGGACCAGCCGGUGAUGCCAAGCCAACUCCCCAUACGGUCCACAGUGUCGCCUGUUGCUAUGCCCAGCAAGAGAGACUACAUCGAGGAGCUGACCAGACAGAUGGAUGCCUGUCAGAAGAGGAACCAGUUCCUGGAGGCAGAGAGCAUAGAGAUGGACAAGGAGAGGAACCAGAUCAGGUUGGAGAUGAGAGGCCUGUUGGUGAACAACGAGGACCUUCUCAGAACCAACAGUACCCUGCAGACGGAGAUGAACAGGAUGAGGAUGAGGAUGGUAGAGCUGGAGAGAGACAACACGGCCAUGACGGAACGCUUCAAAGUUAUGGAGACGGAGCUGACCGAGGCCAGGGCCCAGAUGGUGGAGGCCAACACUCAGGAAUACGCCUUCAACUUCCUGCAGCAGUCUCUGAAGAAUAAGAUACAGGUCGCUGAGGAGGCACUAGAGAAGCAGACGCUCCAUGCCCAGGGGCUGUCAGAGAAGCUGUGGCUAUCUGAGAGACAGUUGGAGGAUCUAGAGGUGGACAAGGAGACACGGGACAAGAAGAGAUCAGAGCUCAGCGACACGGUCUUCAGACUGGAGACUGAGCUAGAAGAGGCUCUACAGAAAGCCACCCAGGCGACAGCAGAGCUCAGUCUGCAACAGAAGCUACAGGAUGACGCCCUGCUGAGGGUAGAGGAGAUGGAGGAGAGUUUACUGGAGAGGGGUCAGGAGCUGCAGAUAGCCCAACAGACUGUCAGCCGCCUACAGGGACAGGUGUCCGAUAAGCUGAUAGAUAAGGAGCGUUCCCUGGAAGAGGAGAUCCAGCUGAGAGAGAGAGUUCAGCUGCAGUGGAAGCAGGCAGAGAGGAGCGUAGAGGACCUGACCAUGGAGCUACAGACUGCUGCACAGACCAAGGAAGACCUGGUCAAGCAACUCAAACAGGCUCAGGAGAAACUGUUAGAUCUUGAGAGCGACCUGGAGGAGAUGCAGGACAGUGAACAGAGAUGGGCCAGCAAGAACAAGAGAGCCAUCGAACAGACGGAACAGCUCCAGCUGAAGCUGAUCCAGCAGAAAGAUGUGAAUGAGCAGCUGGACAGUGAGAAGAGCAUCCUGGAGAGACAGCUGCGGGACCUGCGUGUGGAGGUGGAGAAUCUCCAACACACCAGAGUUCAUGAGGAUGUCGUCACUAAGACGGAGAGCCGGGCCAAGGAGCUGGAGAACGCUCUGAGGGUGGAGGAGAGGAACAAGGUGGUGAUGAACAACACCAUCAGUAAACUGGAGAGGAAGAACAACGAACUGUCUGAUCAGCUGGAGGAGGAACACAAGAUGGCCAAGGAGCAGAAGGACCUGAUGUCCCAGAGGAUGCGUUCCCUGAAGCGUCAGCUGAACGAGGCAGAGGAGGAGUCCAGUCGUAGAGACGCUCAGUACCGCCACACCCAGAGAGAACUGACAGAGGAGAGAGAGACCUCCAACAGACUACAGAAACAGCUCCUGGACCAGCACCUCCAACUCAAACGUAAGGAGUCCACCAUGGCGAUGAGACAGACUCUGGAAGAUCUACGUCUGGACCUUAGUGUGGAUGAGGAGGACCAGACCCCUCCAGUACCCACGGCCUCCAAGGCCUGAGACACCCUUCCUGGGACAGUAUUACAGCAUAGCACCAGCCAUACUAGCCUUACUCAUAAUGCCUUUGUCCUAGAUUCAAUCCGGCCUGCAUAAGAUCCAUGUCAUAGCGCGAUUGACAUUUAUAGGCCAUUUCCCAUUGAUCCGGCAUAUGCAGCAUUCAACGUGAAUGUGGGUCUCAGCGAAUGGUGGGAACGUUGCCUUUAAAAUGUGCAUAAAUGGGACAAAAUGAGAUGGGAUUGAAUCUAGGCCAUUAUUGAUAAAGGUACCAUUCAUACCACCAAUACAGGACGUACAGUGAACAUAUAGCAGCAUCCUGUCAGCCAAUCAAAUCAGCACCCGCGUGUUUGAUUUUCAGGUUCAGCCAAUCAAAUCAGCACCCGCGUGUUUGAAUUUCAGGUUCAGCCAAUCAAAUCAGCACCCGCGUGUUUGAUUUUCAGGUUCAGCCAAUCAAAUCAGCACCCGCGUGUUUGAUUUUCAGGUUUAGCCAAUCAAAUCAGCACCCGCGUGUUUGAUUUUCAGGUUCAGCCAAUCAAAUCAGCACCCGCGUGUUUGAUUUUCAGGUUUAGCCAAUCAAAUCAGCACCCGCGUGUUUGAUUUUCAGGUUUAGCCAAUCAAAUCAGCACCCGCGUGUUUGAUUUUCAGGUUUAGCCAAUCAAAUCAGGUUCAAAAAAUUACUGUAGCAACGUUUUUAUAUUUUUUAUUAAAUCUUUUUUUUCUUUUUAUCUGUAAAAUGUAAACCAGGUUGUCUUUACUUCCAUCAGGCUGCGUUUCCCAAACUCAGUCCUCUGGACCCCAAAUGGGGUGCACAUUGAGGUUUUCACACUACACAGCUGGUUUAAAUGAUCUAAGCUUUAAAUCAGCCAUGUAUUCGGACCCCCUUUGGGGUCCCGAGGUCAGAGUUUGUGAAACCCUGCUAUAAGGGAGUUUAUUUGGUAAACUCCUGGACAAGAUUUUUUUUAAAUGUAAGUUAAAAUCCUAUGGGCUUGUAUGUUUCCUGAUUCAUUACUAGUGCCUUAACAGAGAUAAUCAAUUGGAAAAUAAAAAACAUUUUAUUAAAUCAAUUGUGUCAAAUAUGACUAACAAUAAAAAUAGACAUAGGAUUUGGGGAUUAUGUAAUGUUAGAGGGAUUUGGGCAAUAUUGUCUGCAAAUUACCAAAGCAAAUCUGUUGCAAAAUGUAGUUUUAAUAGUUUGUUAGAAGCAUUAUACAUUAAUUUCCACUUAUGUUAUAUCUACAUGUUAUUGGGUAUUACUGUGUUGCACUGUAGAGGGGGAAAGGGGCUGUAUUUUCACACCCAUUGAGCAGAAUGUGGAAGUGUCUUCCUUUUACGAUGCUUGACGGACAGACAGCCUGAAUGAGUGAAGUUGGUGGGACCAUUUACCAGUAUACUGCACUGUCUACAACACUUGUUACUUCAACCCUGAGCUAAACAUGGGUGAGCAGAACAUGGGUGAGCAAAACCUGGGCGAGCAGAACCUGGGCAAGCAGAACCUGGGCGAGCAGAACCUGGGCGAGCAAAACCUGGGCGAGCAAAACCUGGGCGAGCAGAACCUGGGCGAGCAGAACCUGGGCGAGCAAAACCUGGGCGAGCAAAACCUGGGCGAGCAGAACCUGGGCGAGCAGAACCUGGGCGAGCAGAACCUGGGCGAGCAGGACCUGGGCGAGCAAAACCUGGGUGAGCAGAACCUGGGUGAGCAGAACCUAGGUGAGCAGAACCUGGGUGAGCAGAACCUGGAUGAGCAGAACCUGGAUGAGCAGACCCUGGGAGUGAGUGAGGACCCAAGACAAAUGUUUCACAGAAGAGGAAAGAGACCAUGUUAUUCUCGCGUUGGGGAAUCUAAAAGGGAAUCUAUUCUGUCUGCAUUGUGGGAAGCUGCUAGAUAUGCAUCUUACCUGAUGGAUAUGAAUGACUUGCUGUCCUGCUGUUUUACAUGAUAGAACAUGGAGACCUGCGACUGUGUACUGUCUUACUGGCAUAAACCUACGUUAAACAUGCAUUAGACAGGACAGGACAGGUGGAAUCACUAACAGACACUACUCAGGCUCCUCCAUCACUGAGGUGGAAUCACUAACAGACACUGUGUACUCAGGCUCCUCCCUCACUGAGGUGGAAUCACUAACAGACACUGUGUACUCAGGCUCCUCCCUCACUGAGGUGGAAUCACUAACAGACACUGUGUACUCAGGCUCCUCCCUCACUGAGGUGGAAUCACUAACAGACACUGUGUACUCAGGCUCCUCCCUCACUGAGGUGGAAUCACUAACAGACACUGUGUACUCAGGCUCCUCCAUCACUGAGCAGGUAGGGGUGAGGAUCUCGUGUGUAUUGUGAUGGUAUUUUAUAUUUUGAUAACAAGAUGUUUUCUGGGCGUUUUUCUGGUUGUAUAGAGCUCCACUCUAUUGGGUCACUGUCAGGGGAAACGUACAGUAUUUCGGUUGGCAAAAUGUUCCUUUUCUCCUUUCUUCUUCGCUGGCAAAACCAAAUAAAAGGGGACGCAGUGUUAUUGAGACCCUGUUUUUUUCUAUAAUCUACUAUAGGCCUAUAUAUUAAAACGAUAGAGAGCAAUAGUAAUGGCGUCUUUUUGAGGGCGCUAAAGGAGGCUAACUCCACCUUGGCUUGUUUGACAAAUUAAUGUUUUUUUUGUUGUUGUUGGUUGUUUGUUGGUUUGGGAUAUUAAAUGGUCAAAAUAAGGCAUGUGGUAAACACAGACUUGGGUGAUUUUAUACGUUUUGUUCUGUGAGAUAAUCUUCGUCAGCUAACAUCACUUUUUUUGUGAAUUUUGAAGCAUUUCUGUACUCAAAACAAGUGAAAAGCUACCGAUGUGCUAACAUGUGAAAACAAAUAAAUAAUGAAACUACACGUCAGGUUGCCUUUGACGUCGCCAACGAAGCGAGCGCUCGAAGCUCGAGAACUCCUAACACUUGGCUGUUGUAGUUCCAUUUCUGACAGCUAGCGACUCUUUAGCAACGGACUCAUUUUGAUUCAUAAAGGUCAUGUUAACCGACUGAUUGUGGUGUUAAACGGGGAAAUAAGGUUUGAGGUUAUUUCACCCAUAGGAAUGUCUGCACGAUCCAGAUGUAGAAACUAACAUCAUUACCUUUUUUUUUCAUAUGGCUUCGAGCUAGCGAGUUCUGUAAGUGAUAUUAUUGUCACGUGACUGCAGACGUCACGUGACUUCAGACUUCACACUUCACGUGACUUCAGACUUCACGUGACUUCAGACUUCACGUGACUUCACGUGACUUCAGACUUCACGUGACUUUCAGACUUCACGUGACUUUCAGACUUCACGUGACUUUCAGACUUCACGUGACUUUCAGACUUCACGUGACUUCAGACUUCACGUGACUUUCAGACUUCACGUGACUUUCAGACUUCACGUGACUUUCAGACUUCACGUGACUUUCAGACUUCACGUGACUUCAGACGUCACAUGCUAAAGGUGCUGGUAUUUAUUCUCCUUUUCUGAUGUUUUUAUCUGCCUAUGAAAAUCUGCAACUAUGAAUGUUAAAUAUUAAAUACUUUUUGUUUUAA